GUAGAGUCCUAGUCUCGAAGUUUUAUACUUGUAUUUAGAAAAAAGAACAAAUUUGGGCACACUCUGGACUCCUGGACUCUGGAGUGGUUUGGCAAAGAGGAUAAGAACGUGCGGCGGUGCGCAUUGUACAUUUCCCCUAAACGACGCAUAUUCCUAAAGUAUAAAAGGCUCGUGUUGCCGAGUACACUAAUUCAAAUCAACUAUACAAUUAGGAAAUAACAUUAUGAGGGUCAGCAGUUUGAUUACUAUCGCCAGCACUGUUUUAGCGUCAGCUGUAUCAGCUGUUCCGGCUCGCAGGGAUGCAGAGACAUCGAUCAUCUGCAAUCUUGCAUGGUCAAAUAGUGGCCAAGCUAUGAAUACUAGCUGUGUGGGUGCGGAUGUUAUUUUCGCGGAUCCCAUGACUGCGGAUGAGCGUGUGAAUUCUUCCCUGAAGACUCACACAUACGGAGGUCGUGCCGUCGAUGUAAUGGCGUACUUGAGUGUGGGUACAGUCAAUCCACUUUAUGCGCCCGAUUCGAGACUAGUCGAGCUCGGGUGGAAGCAGAAUCUGGACCAGAAUAGUGAGGGUGAGCUCUGGGGUGACUAUGUCUUCAAUCCAGAUGAAUUGGUAACGAAAGUUCUACCGGUCAUGAAGGACAUUAUCAGCAGCUACAAAGCGCUCGGAUACACAAUGAUAUCCUCUGAUAACGCAAAGCCAUCAACGGCAGUGACAGAAAACGAUGCUCAGGCUGCCCAAUAUGCAGCUAACGACAGAAUUGAUCCACGUUAUGUUGAAUAUAUGCAACAAAUCGUGGAUUAUGCUCAUUCUAUCGGCGUUAAGGUAACUUUGAAGAAUCCGUCAUACUACGUAAAUGAACCGACCGUGAUUGAUGAUUUCGAUGCUUAUAUCAUUGAAUCUAUGUUCAACUACUACCCAUGGGACGUAGACACAAAUGAACCCAUUCUAUAUUCGACGAAACCUGUAUGGCUCUUCCAGUACCCAGGAAUUAACGGUUUGACAGAGGAGAUGCUGAAGGAGUAUAUGGUAGAACGCGACAUUCAUUUGGUCUAUUUGGACUCCACUACUGGAUACCAUCAAUUCACUGCUUAAAUAUUCUAGAAUAAAUAUAAGUAAUUAGGCUCAUUUGUGAAAUUGAAUGAUCAGUGUGUAAUACUCAUGUGCGAGUUCAAUAGGAUGUUAUAUAAGCCGAAUCAUAAAUGUCGAAGGAAGUAAAUAUUGCUACCAUGUUGGUGAUGCCAGUCAAGCUUUUAAUAGGUACAUAUAAAUUUGCGGCCUAACGUACAAUGAGAUAUGAAGAGCGGUUGGAAAAGUUACCUGCGCAUUCAAUAGAUGUUAUAUAAACCGAAUCAUAAAUAAAUGCUGCUACCAUGUUGGUGAUGCCAGUCAAACUUUUAAUAGGUACAUAUAAAUCUGCGGCCUCUAACGUGUAAUUAGAUUUUAAGAGCGGUUGGAAAAGUUAUCUGAGGCUACCGCCUAAAUAGUUAUGUUUAGUGUUAAAUCCAAUAAAGCUGAUAAAUCUAGAGGGAGAACGAGUCGAUAAAUCCAACGAGAAAGGUUCUUAACUCUCACCAUCAUAGAUCAAACAAUGUUUGAUGGAAUCCCGAGCUUGUGCCCGUAUAUACGGUGUGAAUCUUGUGUUUUUACCAAUUUUGCCGUCUGACAAGUCGUUGGUACCGGGGCAUAUUGUAUUAAUCAUACAUGUUUCUUCGUUUUCAAGAUCAGCGGGUUUGUGUCCAAAUCCCAAAUAUUUGAGAAUUAAAGAUGUAAGCGUCAAACCUAAUCUACCAUUUCUUCACUAACGUAGUACGAGGGGUUCUUUAACGUAACUUUCGUAUUGAGUGAAUGUGUAUAGUCAACUACUUGUAUCCUACAUAAUGCGCGACCAUUCGACCGAAGAAGCUAUGCUUCAUAGACUCC
Sphaeroforma arctica JP610 is the source of this 1918-nucleotide messenger RNA. RefSeq lists its product as hypothetical. Bases 224 to 1090 code for a protein of 288 amino acids. The record is from RefSeq and is a predicted model, not a curated record. The transcript has a single exon. NCBI's taxonomy places the organism in Eukaryota, Ichthyosporea, Ichthyophonida.